Molecule: messenger RNA, 807 nt
Organism: Microthlaspi erraticum
Lineage: Eukaryota; Viridiplantae; Streptophyta; Magnoliopsida; Brassicales; Brassicaceae
Source: the annotation of a GenBank genome assembly
AUGAAGAGCAAGGACUACGCCGAGAUCUUCGACCAGAUGUCUUUCGUCGGGACGAGAUACCCUGACCUGACGGCGAUGGCAGAGCUGGGAUCUCUCAGGAUUGCCACUACCUCUUCGAGAGAUGCAGCUUGCGAGGCUGAUGAUGAAUCCUCAACCCACGUACCAGAAGGAAACCAUCGAGUUCCUCUCCACUCUCCGAGAGCUUGGAGGAUGUGUUUCACUUUGAACACAAGAUGGGCGAGAAACAGAGCCGGGAACGCCACAAGGAGAGCUUCAAGCCUUCUGGGCAAUGAUCGGAGUUGGCGAGUACAUGCUAGCACUGCCAAGAGCACACACAUCAGGAACCCCGUGCUCAGAUACGUCCACAAGGCCCUCGCUCACACCAUCUAUGCGAGGCGCGACGUGACUGGUGUCACAGAGAAGGAGCUCUUCUUCUUGAACGAAGGGAUGAAGAGGGUGAUUCGCACAUUGCCGGAUGGACUGAGAUGGUCGGGGACAGAAUCAGGGAACAGCGUGGCGACGUAUCUUCUCAAGAGCUUCCUCAGCUACAGAGUAUGCUCUCUCUCUCAACAAGGUGCACAAGGCAAGCAGUGGUCAGCUGAGCUGUGGAGGACUCAUAACGCCGAUCCUCAUGAACUGGGAAUCACGCUUGAGAAGCCGGUUGAUCCUCAGGCGAUAAACAUCCAGUAUCUCCGCAAGAGCACCUACCUUCGCGGCCUCCCAUCAGCGGACGCCACAACUAUCAGUUCGCCUAUAGGCAGUUUGAGUACGGGCUGGCGAGUUUCUUCCUGCCAAACCCACCCUUGA